GUAGAACAGUGCAUAAAGCGCCUGUGGAAAAUGAACCUGGUGGGCUGCAUUGAAACUCUGGCAGAACUGAUUCCCCAGAAAAAUAUAUCCCAAGCCCACGAGGAGUGCUUAGUUCCCAGCCAGCCUAUGCUGGAGACGGUGGCUGUGAAGGUACUGGGAGGCUGCAAGCUCAUACUACGCCUGCUGGAUUGCUGCUGUAAAGCUUUUCUCUUGUCCAUUAAACAUCUCUGCUCAGAGGAGUUCAUACUUCUGAACACGGUGGUUUUGGGACUGUUGAGCCGGCUGUGGGUUCAGUACAGGUGUGCAUUGCAGAGCCUCGUGUCCCUCUAUGGCACCUUGUGGACAUCACUUCAUCUGAUAUCUGAGACCCAGCAGAUGCCUUACAUCAAGGGGUUUACCUUCCCUUCUGACAUCAAUAGCUUCCUUGGAGUUAAUGCUGCUUCUGAGGUGAAGAAGCAAAAGGCUAGAAUGCUUACAACAAAAAAGCCUAGCAGCUGGCUGAAGAAGCUCUUCCCAUCAGUGCCAGAGGCAGCAUCAGAGGUUGGGAAGAAGAGACAUUUUGGAAGCUGCACGAGAGCUGUGAAGACCCACAACGUCCCGUGCCCCACAGAUGUUGGGGAGCCACUUCUGGUGACUGGAGCUCACAGAGGGAAGCACCUGGGGUUUGAUGUGAAAAGCUUACUAAGAUCAUCUAGACUUCUGACACAAGAGGGUAGAAGCCUUGCAUCAACACCUUUCAAAGCAAAGGCACCGUGGUGUUCCUCUCCUGUAGCACAAUCCCAGCAGAGGGGAUGUCUGGUACAGAUGGUGCAGGCAGCUGGGUCCUUUGGGGAGCUCUCAGAGGCACUCAGAAAAGCUAUUUUGUGGUGCAAAGGCAACAAAUUCAGAUCAGAAGCUUACUUUCUGGGGAACAAGUUGUUGAAAAGCAACCGGCUGCACCAUGUGGAGGCUCAGGGGUGCAGCUUGAAGAAGAAGCUGUGCUGUGUGAAAACAUCUGUCUGUAAAUACCUCCUGUGUGGGUCACGAGCUGCACGGCGGUCCAGGCAGUACCUGAGGGGAGGCUUCUUUUGGGGGAGGAUGAAAUCAGCCACACGCCUGAAGAGAACUCAGAAGAUGCAGCAGAAACCUCCUGAGCUUUCUGGGGGGUGUGGUACCAGUGCAUCACUCAUCACCCCAGCUUACCAGGACGGGCUUCUCAGUCCAGGUGGACGUUCUGCUGCUGACAGGGGCUGUGCUGAGCUGAGCACAGCAGGGACCCCCACGCAGCUGCUGCUGCAAAGAAGCCCUGGCCCUGUGUGGAGAGAAGCUGCUGAGGACAUGGAUAUUGAUUCUAUUUUUGCAGCCAUGGGUGUCUGA
Molecule: messenger RNA, 1356 nt
Organism: Merops nubicus (carmine bee-eater)
Lineage: Eukaryota; Metazoa; Chordata; Aves; Coraciiformes; Meropidae
Gene: RMP64
Product: chromosome unknown open reading frame, human C3orf17
Exons: 7
Biological process (GO): positive regulation of Notch signaling pathway
Cellular component (GO): nucleus
Source: RefSeq, a predicted model, not a curated record